AGCUCGGCGGCUGCAGACGCGGCGGCGGCGGCGGCAGCGGCGGCAAGGCAGGCAGCGGCCCCGGGAGCGGCAACAUGAGCGGGUUGCAGAACGAUGACAGAAGGCAAUUCCUGCUGGAGCGGCUGCUGGAUGCAGUGAAGCAGUGUCAGAUCCGCUUUGGAGGGAGAAAGGAGAUCGCCUCAGAUUCCGACAGCAGGGUGACCUGUCUGUGUGCCCAGUUUGAAGCUGUCCUUCAGCAUGGCAUGAAGAGGAGCCGAGGAUUAGCACUCACGGCUGCAGCCAUCAAGCAGGCGGCAGGCUUCGCCAGCAAAACUGAGACAGAGCCCGUGUUCUGGGUCUACGUGAAGGAGGUCCUCAGCAAGCACGAGCUGCAGCGCUUCUACUCCCUGCACCACAUCACCGCUGACGUUGGCCGAGGCCGGGCCUGGCUGCGCUGCGCCCUAAAUGAGCACUCCCUUGAGCGCUACUUGCAGAUGCUGCUGGCUGACCGCACCAGGCUCAGCACAUUCUAUGAAGAUUGGUCUUUUGUGAUGGAUGAAGAAAGGUCCAGCAUGCUCCCUACCAUGGCAGCUGGUCUGAACUCUAUACUCUUUGCAAUUAACAUUGACAACAAGGAUUUGAAUGGGCAGAGCAAAUUUGCUCCCACUGUCUCUGACCUCUUAAAAGAGUCAACGCAGAAUGUGACAUCUUUGCUGAAGGAGUCCACGCAGGGCAUGAGCAGCCUUCUCAGGGAGAUCACAGCAUCCUCUGCUGUCUCCAUUCUCAUCAAGCCGGAGCAGGAGACUGACCCUCUGCCAGUCAUAUCCAAGAAUGUCCAUGUUGAUGCCCGAUGUAAAAGGGAGCGGAGAAGGAGGAAGAAGGUGACCAACAUUGUCUCUUUUGAUGAUGAUGAUGAGGAACAGGGCACUGGGGACACUUUAAAAAAGAUGCCCGGGACUGCAGAAAGCUCGGAGGAGAACUCUGACCGAUCCUCUGUCAACAUCAUGGCAGCCUUUGAAGGCCCCUUUGGGCCAAAUUCCAACGGGAGCCAGAGCAGCAACUCAUGGAAAAUUGAUUCUGUAUCUCUGAAUGGGGAGCUGGGCUACCAGAAGCUUGAUGUGCAGAGCAUUGAUGACGACGUGGAUGAGAACGAGGAGGAAGUGUACAGGAACCCGUUAGGGAGGGUGCAGACGGGCCACGCUGAGUCACCAGACAGGACACUGGAUGGGAGCGCCAGCCUCCCCCAGGUACAUGGCUGGGCCCCACUGCAGGUGCUUCAUGGAGAUGCUGAUGCGGACGCCGAUGUCCUCUUCCCUGUCAGUGGAGUGGGCUCCUAUGGUGCAUCAGAUGCCCCUGUGGGAAGUCUGGAGAAUGGAACAGAAACAGAGGACCACAUAAUCCCAGAGCCUGGCAUUCGCUACAGGGAAGCCGGUUCUCCAGGCCGAGGAAGUCCUCUGAGUAGCUUGUUGCCUUCUGCCUCAGUGCCUGAGUCCAUGACAAUCCAUGAACUGCGCCAAGCCAUUGUGGCCAUGAUGAACAGAAAGGAUGAAUUGGAAGAAGAGAACGGGUCACUGCGGAAUCUCCUUGACGGUGAGAUGGAACACUCAGCGGCACUUCGGCAAGAGGUGGAUGCCCUGCGGAAGAAGGUGACAGAGCAACAGGAGCGCCAUGCCACAAAGGUCCAGGCGCUGGCCAGAGAAAACGAGGUGCUCAAAGUCCAGCUGAAGAAGUACGUAGGAGCUGUCCAGAUGCUGAAAAGAGAAGGUCAACCAGCUGAAGUUGUACCUAGUCUUUGGAACGUUGAUGCAGAAGUCACAGUCCCUGAACAGAAGCCUGGGGAAGUUGCUGAGGAACUAGCAAGCUCCUAUGAGAGGAAGCUCAUUGAGGUGGCCGAGAUGCAUGGAGAGCUGAUUGAGUUCAAUGAGCGUCUACACAGGGCCCUGGUGGCCAAGGAAGCCCUGGUGUCCCAAAUGAGGCAGGAGCUGAUUGACCUCCGAGGCCCGGUGCCUGGAGAUUUGAGCCAAACGUCUGAAGACCAGAGUUUGUCGGAUUUUGAAAUAUCAAAUCGGGCACUGAUCAAUGUCUGGAUCCCUUCUGUGUUUCUCCGAGGCAAAGCAGCCAAUGCAUUCCAUGUGUAUCAGGUCUAUAUUCGGAUAAAAGACGACGAGUGGAACGUGUAUCGGCGGUACACUGAGUUCCGGGGGCUGCACCACCAGCUGCAGAGUGCUUUCCCGCAAGUAAGGGCCUACAAUUUCCCGCCCAAAAAGGCCAUUGGAAACAAGGAUGCCAAGUUUGUGGAAGAGCGACGAAAGCAACUCCAGAGUUACCUACGCAGUGUUGUGAACAAAGUCAUCCAGAUGGUGCCUGAGUUUGCUGCCAGCCCCAAGAAGGAGACCCUGGUACAACUGGUGCCCUUCUUUGUGGACAUCACCCCACCCGGAGAACCGCUAAACAAGAGCAGCAGAGCCAAAGUAGUUUCCCGCUUCCCUAAACUGUCCCGAGGCCACCCCAGGGAGGUGCGCAACGUGGAGCCUCAAAGCGGUGACCUCUGACCUCGGUGGACUCUCAGCCCCCGGCCACUUUGUGCUCAACCUUGCCAUGGCAGCUGGCCCUGGACACCUUGGCAGGAUGACCAUGUCCCCACAGAGAACACCCUUCCUGCUGCCACAUAUGCCACCCAAUUAAACUGGUCAGUUUUAGCUGCUGUGUCUCUGUCCUUAGAGCAAGGCAUUGCUCACUGGACAGACACAGAUGGGGACACUGUCACUAUCCUCAGGGUGGCCAGGGAUGGUUGUCACCUCCUCCAGUUCUGCCAACAGGACAGUGGGUACCAGGCUGGGUGCAGCCCAGGUGGGCUGUGCACAUGUGAGAUGCCCGACGCAUGGCAGAAGGAUCCUUCAGAUGCCACCCGUGACGCUUUCCCACAUGGGAACUAGAUUGACUGUUACACUCUUAAAUUCCCUGAUGCAACUUCCUCCUGCCGCCGUUGGAUGGGGUCUCCUUCCCUGUCUCCCUCUAUGGUGGUUAGAUACCCAGCAGCACUGCCAUGCGGCAGUAUGGAUUUGAUUUCUCCAUCUAGUGGCCUAGCAAAGACAUUGGCAGUGACUUUGGUCCUGGAGGAACUUCUCCUUCCCUCCUCAUGCGGGCUCCAGGAAGCACCAUCCAUCUAGGAAACCUGAGGCUGCCCCAGCAAGCACCGCUAGUUGACCUGAGGAGUCCACCCUCAGCACAGCCCUGAGCAGCAGUCUAAAAUCUCUGGCCCAGAAAUCGGUGUUUGUGACCUCAUGGCACUAGAGAUUUGGCUCUGGGCAUGGCUGUGGAAGGCUGGCCCUGUAGGCUCUCAGACCCAAUGCCAUAACUGAAAAGAGAAUGAUUGUUCCCUGAACAUAUUUAGCACCAACUGUCCCCUAACAUCUCAGUGGGAGCAGAAUGCUGUGUCCCCACAAGAUAUAGUUCUGUUGCUCUCGUCUCAGGGUCCCGUCCUAGAGUCCAGAGCUUGCAGGCAUGGAGGGGAAUAAGAUCCAGCUGCUUUGCGGCUCUGCCUUCCUCUGUCAUUAGCCUGGGUCCCCCUGAUUCUCAGAACCCACUGUUAGAGAUGCUCUGUCUCCCUAGGGAAGAACCUCCUUGCUGUCUUCAUAUAGUAUGGAGGAGCUUGCCGAAGGGAUCACAUACCAGGGUGCACUUCUCUGCCUGCCAAGGAAGGUGUUCAUGGUGGCAUCUACCAGGCGUGACUACUUAGGUGGUGGUAGGAGGCAGCCUGACCAUGAACUUGAAGGGCUGAAGCUCAAAAUUAGACCUUGGGAAGUGGUUUGGGGAAGCAGAGUUUUUCUGGCACCUUGGAAAGCUUGGGGGGAGUCCCCUAGAAGCCAGAGGGGACUUCAGAGUGCAGGGAGAGGCCUGAACAGCUCCAGUUCUGGAGGGCACCUUGGGACCGACAAGUGGGCUGUGCACAGGUGAGGCAGGGCAUGCCGGCCCUCCCUCCUGGCUAGGGGCAGGAGCUGGGUGAGCGGGAACCCGCUUUAGCUUGCUGGGAAGGGAGGGUCCAAGAGGCUUCUCAGCCCUAGAAAGCCAACAUGGGUCCUCUCUUGUCUGCCUAAGAUUCGUCAGGCUCCACACAAACACCACACCCAGAGUAUGGGGUCGGCAUGCAGUUUGCAGUUAGGCAAACUGACGCAUGCUACAGGGCGCUGUGAGGUGCUGGCAGCCCCAAGUCCACCUCUGAGCUGGGGGACUUGGCAUGGGGAGGCUUUGUAUUCUAUCAUGUUGUGUUAGACAGGACCCCGUCACACCUCCCACACCUCCCACACCUCCCACAGCUGAGUCCUGAGCACCAGGGCUUUGGGGCACCUGGCCUAAGCACGUGUCACUAAGAGUCUGGGUCCUCUCACUGCAAACAAAGCACACAACCAUCUUUCACAUUCAGCACUGGCAGAGGAAGGAAGGAAGGAAGGAAGGAAGGAAGGAAGGAAGGAAGGAAGGAA
This is a messenger RNA of Grammomys surdaster, 4460 nucleotides long. It is a transcript of the gene Snx29, whose product is annotated as sorting nexin 29. Lineage: Eukaryota; Metazoa; Chordata; Mammalia; Rodentia; Muridae. The record is from RefSeq and is a predicted model, not a curated record. The transcript has 21 exons. Bases 75 to 2531 code for a protein of 818 amino acids. Gene Ontology annotation, molecular function: phosphatidylinositol binding.